AGUCCAAGAUGGCGGCGGCAGCGAGCUGUCGUUUCCUCAGAGUAGGUCGGUGCUGGUCCCGGCUGCCUCUGAACGGUAGACGGGCCGAAUCACGGAGAAGAGUUACUGGGAACAGGCUUUAUUCUCAAAGUGCAUCCCUCUCAGAAGCAGCAGGAGCUGAUCCUCCAGGUUCUGAAGAAGUGGUCAUUCCAAAGAGAAAAACUUGGGAUAACGUAGCAGUUCUUCAAGCUCUUGCAUCCACUGUCCAGAGGGAUCCCACAGCUGUGCAUUACACAUUCCAAGAUGAUCCUUUCCUCAUCCCGGUCAAGUCUUCAGAAGCUCGUAAGUUUUUAUUGGCAAAGGAAUCUGGAAAGAAUGCAGCAAAAUACGUUAUUAAUACAUACCCCAAAUUUUUUGAGGAGGACAUAGCUGAACCACAUAUACCGUGCCUGAUGCCCGAGUACUUGGACCCUCAGCUUGAGGAAGUAAGUGAGGCUGCGCUUCAGGAGCGUAUUCGGCUGUGCAGAGUGAAGGCCUCUGUGGACAUGUUUGACCAGCUUCUCCAAGCAGGGACUUCUGUAUCUUUGGAAACCACAAACAGCCUCUUAGAUCUGUUGUGUUACUAUGGUGACCAAGAGCCCCCAAGAGAAGAACAGCCUCAUCAAAUUGAUGAAUCAGAAGAAUUGGAGGAAGCAGAAGAAAAGCUGACUCGGAAAGGGUCCAGACGGAAAGCAUCACAGCGCGAGAUAACCUGGAGAGCAAACAACAAUGCAGAAAGGAUUUUCAAUCUAAUGCCGGAGAAAAACGCACAUUCCUACUGCACCAUGAUCCGAGGAAUGGUCAAGCAUCACGCUGACAAGAAGGCCUUCAGCAUGUACACAGACUUACUGAAUAACCGGCUGCAGGCUGAUGUUCACACCUUCAAUGCACUGAUUGAAGCAUCAGACUCAGUGAAUGACAGACAUGAAGAAAAAUGGAAUCUUAUAUUGGAUUUGUUGAGACAAAUGGUCAAACAAAAGGUGAAACCAAAUCGCCAAACAUUUAAUGCCAUUCUCCAAACCCUUAGGAAGAUGGGCUCCUUUGGAAAAAUUCCUGCCUUACAGACUCUGUGUGAAAUGAAAGCUCUAGACAUAGAACCUUCACUUUCAACGUAUCACUACAUACUUGAGAUAUUUUACAAAAUAGCCCCGUCUGUCCGAACCUCUGCUGGUCAUCUCUCCAGAAUCAUCAGUGAGCUCCAGGGCAGGAAGCUGCAGGUGCAGGACCUGGAUGAUGUCUAUUUUUUUCCAUCCGCUAUGAAGGCGUGCUUCAUGCUUAAAGAUCUCGACCUCGCCUACCAAGUCCAUGGCAUCUUACGGACAGGUGACAACUGGAAGCUACUUGGCGAUUACUUUCAGAGUUUCUUCUAUUACCAAAAGUUCUUCAAUUUGUUGUGCCUGAUGGAGCAAGUCGAUGUCACUUUGAAGUGGUACCAGGAGCUGAUCCCUUCUGUCUGCUUCCCUCACUCACAACUCCUGAUAAAUCUUAUCCGUGCCCUGGACGUGGGGAGCCGACUAGAAAUGAUCCCCGAGAUCUGGAAAGAUUGCAGAGAAUUCGGCCAUAGCCAACGCAAUGAUGUGAGGGAGGAAAUCCUGGAACUGAUGGCCAGAGAGAAGCAGCCCCCAGAGCUCCAGGAAGCCUUUGCUGACUGUGCGGCCGAUAUUAAAUCUACAUAUGAAAAUGAAGACCGGGGCAAGCUCUGGCCGGAGUUGGCCACUGGGCCCAUGAAUUGCAUUGCCCUCCUCCUGCUCAGGGGCGGCAGGACUCAGGAGGCCUGACGACCUCAGCACGGGCCCUGACUUGGUGUCUUGCCCAGAAGUAGAGGCUGUGAUGAUUGGCGCAGGGGUACGGACCUCAGCUGGAUCAUGGGAGCUGAAUGUAUGUGUGUCCCUGUCCUCCUGCGUGUGGCAGGGUGAUGGGAAGCACUUACAUGAAACUGGUGCCUAAAUCUGAGCCUCCUCCGCAUGCUGGUGUCAAGGGUGGGCCGUGUACGCCCUCCUGUUCUUCCUGCAGCCGCAGCGGCAUCUGCUGGGGAGGAGGGGGGGAUGCUCAGAACGGUGGGCCCAGAGUGCAGUUAUCUGGCUUCUCUUGUGUUUCCUUGACUUGGUGAAACAGUUGCCGAUUUUCUUUUGGUCUGAGAGUGCUACUCCUGUGACCCCUCUGACCCAGCACAAGGUCAUUGGGCAUUGCUCAGCCAGUAUUUGUUCAGUACAUUAUAGUUGACGUUUUACCUGGCUCCUUUAGUUCAACUUCUAGAGUCUGUCAGGAUUGUUUCCAUCUUUGUCCUUCUCUUCCCCCCCCCCCCCUGCCUGGCCUUGCAUAGGGGCUUCAGAAAUGGGGGGUGAUUCUUGAAUAAACCAGCUAUUCUAACUCAAAAUAGACCUUCCCCUACCUGCCCAGACCCAGCCACCUUUCUCCCCCUUCUGAGGAUGGAGAGAGUUGGCUCAUCCUUGGCCCAUCCCCAUCUGUCAGUGUUGAAAUCCCAUUGCAGGCUCAUUAGGGACCCUCUCUGAGAGACACUGGGCUGGGCACUGGGAGCCCUAGAAGUGUGGGCCGGCCCUGCCUUGAGGGAGCCAUAAUCUUCUC
Messenger RNA from Dromiciops gliroides (monito del monte), 2604 nucleotides. It is a transcript of the gene PTCD3, whose product is annotated as pentatricopeptide repeat domain 3. Lineage: Eukaryota; Metazoa; Chordata; Mammalia; Microbiotheria; Microbiotheriidae. Gene Ontology annotation, cellular component: mitochondrion. Gene Ontology annotation, biological process: mitochondrial translation. The transcript has 22 exons. Gene Ontology annotation, molecular function: protein binding; rRNA binding; ribosomal small subunit binding. Bases 9 to 1796 code for a protein of 595 amino acids. The record is from RefSeq and is a predicted model, not a curated record.